CAGCGCUCCCGCGGCUGCCCAAGGGCGAGGCCGCGGCCCCGGCGCGGCUCUCGGGGCACGCCGGCACCGCGCUCCCCCGGCUCGCUCCUCCCAUCGCGGCUGCUCCGCCUUCCCCGACCCGCGAACCGUGGGACGCUUUUUCCGUGAGGAAGUGGCUCGUCGGUGGGGUGGAAGGAGGAGAGAAGCGCUGGCCAACUGGGGAGCAGGCGGGGCAGUGAGCUGCCGGCGGGGAGCGAGGAAGUGGGGCCAGAGGAGCGGCGCUCCGGGCCCCGCUGAGCCCCGCGGAGUGCCAGCAUGAGCGGCGGGGAUGGCGGUGGGGGCCGGGCGGGCGCCCUCAGCUACGGCCUCCCCUCCAUCCCCUCCAGCAAACUCCCGGACUUGCGUUUUAUCAGCCGGGGCGCUUACGGGACCGUGUCCGCCGCCCGCCACGCCGACUGGAGGGUCCCGGUGGCCCUCAAAUGCCUGCAGGGGCCGCUGCUAGACAGUGAUAGAAACCACCUUCUAAAAGAAGCAGAGAUAUUACACAAAGCCAGGUUUAGUUACAUACUGCCAAUUUUGGGAAUCUGCAACGAGCCUGAAUUUCUGGGGAUAGUAACAGAAUACAUGACCAAUGGGUCAUUAAACCAGCUACUGCAUGGGAAAGAUGUAUAUCCCGACAUUCCCUGGUGCCUGAGAUUCCGCAUUCUUUAUGAAAUUGCUCUGGGAGUAAACUAUUUGCACAACAUGAAUCCUCCAUUGCUGCACCAUGACUUAAAAACCCAGAACAUUUUGCUGGAUGAUGAGUUUCAUGUCAAGAUUGCAGAUUUUGGCAUGUCCAAAUGGCGUGUCAUAUCCAUGUCCCAGUCCCGAAGCGAAUCCUCCUUGCCGGAAGGAGGGACAAUUAUCUACAUGCCACCUGAGGAUUACAACCCCAGUCAGAAAACCCGGGCAAGUGUCAAACAUGAUAUCUACAGUUAUGCAGUUAUCAUAUGGGAAGUGAUGUCAAGGAAACAGCCAUUUGAAGAAGUUAUAAACCCCUUGCAGAUAAUGUACAGCGUGUCACAAGGACAGAGACUAGACUUGAGUGAAGGAAGUCUAUCAAUGGACAUUCCUCAUCGAGGGCUUGUCAUAAGACUGAUGGAAAGUGGAUGGGCACAAAACCCAGAUGAAAGACCAUCAUUCUUAAAAUGUUUAAUAGACCUGGAGCCAGUUCUGAGAACAUUUGAUGAAAUAGCUAUGCUGGAAGCAGUACUUCUCUUAAAGAGAUCAAAGUCACUGUAUGAAUCACAAAGUAUUUACAAGAGUGGAAAGAAAGCAAAUGUGGAGCAGAUACCUCUAAAUAUACCUCUGAAUCCCGAAAAGCCAACAUACUAUAGCUCCAUAGAGUGUGAUGCACUUAGCCUUCGGAGCAUCCCUCCAGAUACAUCAAAAUUCAAGUCUAUUUCCCAGUGUAAUAUCCUCUCAUCAGAUGGAAAUUCUGGGUGUCUACACUCUCUUAGCAGCCAGAGCAUGGAUGAAAAUCUGUCUGUAACUCAAAGUGCCAAACUCCUUGUGCAUCCAUACAGUGCUGGUCUCUCAUCUGCCAGGAGUAUUUCAGAUGCCUCAAGUUCUGCAUCCCGUGUGCUGCAGUCAUCGCCAAUUCCUUCAGUACCAGGUCGGGUUGAACACUGGAACAGGUUGCCCAUGGAGGCUGCAGAAGUACCAUCACUUGGAGAUGCUCAAAAUUCAGCUGGACAAGAUUUUAUAUUGGAAACCAUACAAAAGAAUGUAGCUCAUCAGUGGAUCCAAAGUAAAAGAGAAGAAAUUAUUGAUCAGAUGACUGAAGCAUGUUUGAAUCAAUCACUGGAUGCUCUUCUAUCAAGAUUUUUACUCAUGAAAGAAGAUUAUGAACUUAUAAGCACCAAACCUACAAGGACAUCAAAAGUACGACAAUUGCUUGAUACUUCAGACAGCCAAGGAGAGGAAUUUGCCAGAAUUAUAGUGCAGAAGUUGAAAGAUAACAAACAGCUAGGACUUCAGCCUUAUCCAGAUAUUGUAUCUAAUUCUCAAAGACUGCAUUUUUAAAUUUGUUCUUCCUUUAUUAAACCAUGUGAAUAUUUCUUAAAACAUGAUUCUUGUUUCUAUAUAGUAUUUUAUUUAUGUGCAGCUUUGUCUUUACUGUGCCUUUGUUGAGUAUCAGAAACGACCCUGAGUUCUUCUAGCCUGCAUUUGGUCAGUGACCAAUUAAUAAUUUGGAGUGUAGUCAUAAAGCCAAACAAUUGAUGGUUGCUGACUCAUUUUGUAAAAGUAUUUUGUUUAUACAUGACAAAGAAAAGCAUUAAAAGUUCAUCAUUUUACAUAUUUGCUGUUUAUACACAUCCUUUCCUUUCAUUUCACAGGACUGAGACAGCUAAUCUUAAUCUUAACAUGGCCUGUUUGUUUUUCCUGUUCCAUCUGCUCUUUCUCACAGAGGAGGGAAAAAAAAAUCUAGGUGCUCUUUUCUAGGGCUAUUCUGCUGUGUGUAUAAUAACUUCCUUCCUUAAACCAUGCUGGUGUGCACACAGGAGAGGAGUGGUAGGUGGAAGGAAGAUUGUAUUUCAUUUUUGCAGGAUUUUUUAUUGGUUUGGUUUGGUUUGGUUUUUUUUUCCCAUUUCGUUGCCAGAGCAAGCACCUCAGACCACAGCAUAAGAAGAAUUGUAGUCCAAAAAGGAGCCCAAGGGGAAGGAGGACGUUGGGCUUGUCAUCUUUGUUCUGCUCAGAAGUGAUAUAGGAGAAAGGCUGCAGCUAUAGCAUUUUACAUUGUGUGGUUAUAACCACUUCAGCUAUUCUUGAAAUCAUAGUAGGAUGAGAUCCAGGAAGAACUUCCAUAAGGGCAUCCUCACUUAAUACUUCUUUAACGUUUCCUUGGUCAUCUGCCUUGCCUUUGUCAAGUGCUAUCCUACCACCCCUUACCGUUGUCAUCUGCCAUAAAUAUUUCUCAUGUCAUGUUGCUAGAUCAAACUUCUAACUCAAUUUUAUUUUUGGUAUUUACAUAAUGAACUGCAUAAGUAGUUGGGUCUCUACAAAGAUCAAUCAUGUCCUGCCUUGCCACGCCGGAAGCAAUGUGCAGGGGUCUCUUCUGCUAUCACCUGCCUUAACAUUCUCCAGAUCACAUCUCUGCUGUCCUUUUUGUCUGAAGGAUGGUGACAUGUUGAGGCACAAGUGCGGCCACCUCAGAGGAAAAGGUAUGUGAUGUUUUUUUUCAGUUCAUUUCACAAGACCUUUGUGACUUCAUCUAGGUGACUUCAAAACUAGUAAAAAAAUUAUUUGUCCUAAUUUGUCAGAAUGCAGCAUAGGCAGAUUGUUUUUGCAGGCACUAAUAAAUAAUUAACAAUUUCUGCUCAGGCUAUCUGAAAUUUGGGAAAAUCCAAACUCCACAUACAAGAAUGGUAAAAUAUACCUAAAUUACCGUAUAAAAAGAGCAGAUA
This is a messenger RNA of Passer montanus (Eurasian tree sparrow), 3425 nucleotides long. RefSeq names its product receptor interacting serine/threonine kinase 2 (gene RIPK2). Gene Ontology annotation, biological process: innate immune response; protein phosphorylation; positive regulation of apoptotic process. Gene Ontology annotation, molecular function: ATP binding; JUN kinase kinase kinase activity. The transcript is spliced from 12 exons. The record is from RefSeq and is a predicted model, not a curated record. Bases 295 to 2043 code for a protein of 582 amino acids. Gene Ontology annotation, cellular component: cytoplasm. NCBI's taxonomy places the organism in Eukaryota, Metazoa, Chordata, Aves, Passeriformes, Passeridae.